This is a messenger RNA of Stegastes partitus (bicolor damselfish), 1713 nucleotides long. It is a transcript of the gene arsia, whose product is annotated as arylsulfatase family, member Ia. Gene Ontology annotation, molecular function: sulfuric ester hydrolase activity. Lineage: Eukaryota; Metazoa; Chordata; Actinopteri; Pomacentridae. The record is from RefSeq and is a predicted model, not a curated record. The transcript is spliced from 2 exons. The coding region runs from base 1 to 1713 and encodes 570 amino acids.
AUGGCAACAACAGCUCUGACUGGUUUCUCCAUGAUGAGUCUGCUCAGCCUCGGGUACCUGACCUGGGAUCUGAUGAGCCCGAACCAGGUGGAAAAUGAGCCCAAUCAAAGCUUUAUGGACAGAUCUCCGGUCCCGCAGCCUCCUCACAUCAUUUUCAUCAUGACAGAUGACCAGGGCUUCAAUGACAUCGGGUAUCACAGCUCAGACAUCAGGACACCGGUGUUGGAUAAACUGGCUGCUGAUGGAGUGAAGCUGGAGAAUUAUUACAUCCAGCCUAUCUGCACUCCGUCCAGGAGUCAACUCAUCACUGGCAGGUAUCAAAUCCAUACUGGUCUCCAGCACUCCAUCAUCCGGCCCCGCCAGCCCAGCUGCCUGCCCUUCGACCAGGUCACCCUCCCCCAGAGGCUUCAGGAGCUCGGCUACUCCACCCACAUGGUAGGCAAGUGGCACCUGGGCUUCUAUAAGAAGGAGUGUUUGCCCACUCGCCGUGGCUUUGACACAUACUUUGGCUCCCUCACGGGAAGCGUGAACUACUACACCUAUGACUCCUGUGACGGCCCUGGGCUGUGUGGCUUCGACCUCCAUGAGGGGGAGUCGGUCGCCUGGGGUCAGAAGGGCAAAUACUCCACCCAUCUGUACACACAGCGAGUCCGCAAGAUCCUGGCAACCAAUGAUCCUCAGUCCCAGCCGCUGUUCAUCUUUCUCUCCUUCCAAGCAGUACACACCCCUCUACAGUCACCGCGAGAGUACAUCUACCCAUACCGCGGGCUGGAAAACGUGGCACGCAGGAAGUAUGCAGCGAUGGUCUCAGCUGUAGAUGAGGCAGUUCGUAAUAUAACAUACGCUCUCCGCAAGUACGGAUACUAUCAGAACAGUGUCAUCAUUUUCUCUACUGACAAUGGCGGUCAGCCUUUGUCAGGAGGCAGUAACUGGCCACUCAGAGGACGUAAAGGCACAUACUGGGAAGGUGGCAUCCGGGGUCUGGGAUUCGUCCACAGCCCUCUGUUGCGGAAGAAGAGGAGGGUGAGCAAGGCGCUGGUACACAUUACUGACUGGUAUCCAACACUGGUGGGAUUAGCAGGAGGCAAUGAGUCCCUGACAGAGGGCCUCGAUGGGUAUAAUGUUUGGGAUGCCAUCAGUGAAGGGAAGGAGUCGCCACGGCUGGAGAUCCUCCAUAACAUUGAUCCUAUGUAUAACCAUGCACGCAGUGGCUCUCUGCAAAAAGGAUAUGGGAUUUGGAAUACAGCCAUUCAGGCCUCCAUACGAGCUGGAGACUGGAAACUCCUGACAGGAGACCCUGGCUAUGGAGACUGGAUCCCGCCACAGAUGCUUCCAGGUUUCCCUGGCGGAUGGUGGAACCUGGAGCGCCACACUGAACCUCGCAAAUCAGUGUGGCUGUUCAACAUCUCCGGGGAUCCCUAUGAACGUUAUGACUUGUCUGAACAGAGGCCAGAUGUUGUGAAAGAGCUGUUAGCCAGACUGGCGUACUACAACCGCACUGCAGUGCCGGUAAGGUACCCGUCAGAGGACCCACGGGCUGACCCUCACCUGAAUGGAGGUGCCUGGGUGCCCUGGGUGGGAGAUGAGGAGGAGGACAGCUGGGACAGUGUUUACCAGAAAAAGAAUAUGGAUUGGAAAAAGAAGCUCAAACUGUCCAAAAGCAGAGCAUUUUUCAGGAGACUCAACACGAGGAUCAUGUCCAACAGGAUAUAG